Brassicogethes aeneus is the source of this 447-nucleotide messenger RNA. Lineage: Eukaryota; Metazoa; Arthropoda; Insecta; Coleoptera; Nitidulidae. The record is from the annotation of a GenBank genome assembly.
AUGAGUUCAGCUAGUAAGGUGGGAGAAAUAUUUACGGCUGCUGGUCAAGCUUUUAAUAGAUUGGGAGAUUUGACCAUGCAAUUGCAUCCAAACGCUGAAAGCCCUACAGGAAAGUGGACUGACGAAGAAAUUGAGAUGCUAAGACAAGUCGUAAAACAAUUUUCUGACGGUUUGAAUCAAAUAAGCGAGCACAUAAAACGCCGUACUGUAUCUCAAAUUCGGACAGCCCUGAAGAAAAAAGCGUUUGAAGAUGCUGGUUUGCCUGUAAGGCAAAUAAAUACAGUGCAACAACAAGCACAAACGCAAAAUAUACAAAGUCAGCAGAUAAUAAAACAAGAGGUAACUUUGAAUAUGUUAAAUGCUGCAGAAUCGGAGGUUGAUGUUGAGGGGCUUCAUGAGGAUGUUAAAUUGGAAUUUGAUGGUGAAAAUGAAGAGGUUUCUUCAUAA